AUGGACGUCUUCCUGCAGCUAUGCUUCCCCAGCAUAGAUCGGGAGGAGGUAUUCGCUACUUUCACAGAGACUCGCCUGAAGGAGUUGCUGCACUUAUUAAACCCUGUCGAACCCGGGGACAAGGAGAGCACUAGGGAAUGGAGUGCUAAUAAUGAACAUCCGACAUUAAAUGGCGAUCCCACCUUUCCCCGCCUGGCGGCGUACAACGCCUUACUUGAGGUUGGAAAGCCCCGAAAUAGGGCUUGUACUCCUGCCCCUGAGGUAUGGGUUGACUAUGAAAACAGCGAGGCCGAGCAGUGGACACAUGCGCUGGGCAUUAUAGAAGUAAAGCCGGAAAAGGACAAAGAUCCAGGCUUUAACAACGCCGUCUCGAAACACCAUAAAUACGAGCAAGUCCAAGCGUGGAAUGAGAUCCAGCAAUAUGGUUCUGUCGCUUUCAGGGCUGUGCCGAGAUGCUACAUGCUUGGAAUAGGUUUCUACGACGACGUCGCCCGAUUCUACCGAUGGGACCGCUCGGCAGUCAUAUUUUCGGAAUCAUUCCACUACAAAAGCGACGUCAAACCUCUCGUUCAGUUCUUGCAUGCGCUGGGGACGUUCGGAAACAAGACUAUGGGCGCUGACUCCUCGAUUACGACCGGCGUGCCUGAUAAUUUCCCUCUGACCCUCCUACGGCGGAUAUAUCACAAGGCUAUCGAAGACGGCGUUGUCAAGUACGACUCCAAGUGCACAGAGAGUAAUCUGCCCUCUCGUAGCUCCCACAUGGCAGUGCCCGCCAGCCCUAGCUUUGAAGGGCCAGAAAACUGUGUUACUCUGGGCGGUCCCCUCUUCAGCUCGCGGUCUCUUUUAGGUCGCGGAACCACGGCCUGGUUGGCCUUAUCGGCCACAGCCGCCGAGUCAACCUCGUCAGUCGGUAAAGAGAUUCGUCAGUGCUUUGUAGUCAAAGAUUCCUGGCGCGAGGAGGGUCGUCUGCCUGAGCACAAGAUUUACGAGCGGAUCCACCAGAAGGGUCAUAUCUUCGGUGUCGCCCGGUGCCGAGGAGGAUUUGACAUCGACUCAGUAGUACACGAGGAAGAGAAACGGAACCAUACUACUUUUACUCAGAGGAUCAGGUUGUUCUUGCCUGAGGCCAAGUUCUCCGCUCGUAUACACUAUCGAUGCGUUCUUGAUUCGAUUGGUAUUCCCUUGAGCCGGUUUCCCUCGACUCGUCAGUUAGUCAAGGCCGUGAGGGACGCAGUCAAAGGUCUUUGCGACAUGGCCAAGGCUGGAAUCCUCCAUCGUGAUAUCAGCGCCAGUAACAUCAUGAUCAGUGCGUCUCGAAAGGAGGAGCACGAAGCUUGGGGAUUUCUCAUUGACCCUGAGUACGCCUACUUUCUGUACGACGAGCAAUACAGGUCCGACCUUCUUCGGAUUACGGGGACUAUCCAGUUCAUCUCUUUAGGCCUCCAAAAUAAGUCACAUGGUGUCGAACAUAGAUCAUGGCAUGACCUCGAAUCAGUCUACUGGGUUGUCCUUCACACGCUAGUAUGCCAUGCUAACACAAACAUCACGCCCGAACGUGUACACAGAAUCUUUGACGAUGAGGAAGGACUCGGCAAGCACGGGUGGAUUAGUGCUGGACUCUGGAACACCGUGGAGGUCACUGAUCAUCCGCCGCUUACCCAAUGUCUCCGCGAGCUAGGCCGACUUGUCCACAGCCACCACCAGCCCGCGCAGGAUAAGAACCUUCUAACUCAUGAACUCGUCUUGAAGGCGUUAGAAGAUGCACUUCGUGCUGAGGACUGGCCAAAGGCGGACCCGGCCGCACUCGAAUUCGAGCCAUGCAACAACCCGACGAAGCCAAGGAAUUUGGAUACGUCGGAGAUGGUUUCUUCUGAUAUGCGGUGUGAGAAAGCCAUCCGCGUCUUAGAUGUCAUUGCCAGCGAGUCAAAGCAAAGUGUUUCGCGUAAGCGCAAGGCCGGCGAUGAUAUAGAGGUACAGGUCGAAGCUCAGUCCACCGGCAGCAAACGAAGCCGUGUCUAG
This is a messenger RNA of Gloeophyllum trabeum ATCC 11539, 2019 nucleotides long. RefSeq lists its product as uncharacterized. NCBI's taxonomy places the organism in Eukaryota, Fungi, Basidiomycota, Agaricomycetes, Gloeophyllales, Gloeophyllaceae. Gene Ontology annotation, biological process: protein phosphorylation. The coding region runs from base 1 to 2019 and encodes 672 amino acids. The record is from RefSeq and is a predicted model, not a curated record. Gene Ontology annotation, molecular function: protein kinase activity. The transcript has 5 exons.